AUGGGGGCGGAGGUGCUGGGGCUGCUGUCCCAGUGGAAGUCGCUAUUGCCUUCGCUGAUACUGUUGGUAUGCCUAUUCAUCGCAUUGAAGGUGCUGGACCUUCUGUGGUGGAGGCCGAGGAGGGUGGAGGGGCACUUCGCCAGGCAGGGGAUAAAGGGCCCCCCCUACCGUUUCUUCCUGGGGAACGUCCGGGAAAUGGUCCGCUUGAUGCUGGAGGCUUCCUCCAAGCCGAUGGUUCCUCCCUACUCCCACAACAUCGUCCCCAGGGUGCUCUCCUUCUAUCACCACUGGAAGAAGGUCUACGGUAUGCCCCCCUCUUCCCCAACGCCUUUGCUUUGGGUCUUCCUCCGGCCUCGUUCCAUUUGUGCUUCCCAUGAUCCAUCCCCUCGUCGUCGUCGUCGUCCUCCUCCUCCUCCUCCCGCUCCUCUGUUUUCGGUUUCCGCGAAAUUUCGGUCUCCCCGGCGUCGCGCUUUUUCCCGAAUGAAUUGCGUCCAGUGGUCUGGCCGAGCUCGACCCUUCAUUGCUCAUCUUGCCCUACUCGCUCUGCGCCUUCUUCUCGACGCCGGAGUAGCCCCUCCUGGUUCCACUCUAGUGCCGUGUCCUUCCUUGGACGGGAAAUUCCCCUCUGUUCAUCAUUCAUUACCGUCGCCCCGUCCUCCCUCUCUUUGCUGCACUUCUUUCCCGAGAACAGAAUCAUUCUCUUGUAUUUUCCAUUGUUUCCCAUUCCUCCGUCGUGUUCCUCCGGCGACUAUCGGCAGCCCUCUCCCCCCUGUCGACCGCUCUGUCCUGGUUCACGUCCGUCUCUCUGCGUGUUUGUUUGUUUGUUUGAUAACUACUUGCCAUCUACUGUGCCAUUCAGAUUCUGUUGCGGCCCCCCGGCUGUCCCUUCUCCUUCCCUCUCCCCUUCCCAUCAUUGACGCGACGAUUUUAAAAUCUCUCUUCCUCGCGACCCCCUCCCUCCCACUCGGAGCCGGCUUAAAUGCGUUGGUGGCCUCUCGCUCUGUUAGCAUCAGCGCCUCCCUUUCCUUUUCUAUGCUCGGCCAUCCCCAAUUUCGCCGUCGGCCGGCUGAGGGCGCCCGCCGGCAUGUGAUCCGUGGAGCGGCAGAGCAGUUUCCUUUAAUGCUUCCUUCUGUUAUUAACUCCUCCUCCUCCCCCUCCCUCCCUCUUCUGGCCGCCGGUGGCCUUUAUUACUGCGGCCACUGCGCUUCUGGUUCGACAGAGGUCCUGGGCCGGAGUUGCUACUUCCCGUGUGUUGAAUGAAGGAUGUUGAGGUGGUGGUAAUGGCGACGACGAGAGGGGGACACACUGACGUGGCCCUUCAUCCUCUUCUCGCUGCUGCAGGGUCCAACUUCCUGCUCUGGUUCGGGCCCACCGCCCGGCUCACCGUCGCCGACCCGGACCUCAUCCGGGAGAUCUUCGUCUCCAGAUCGGAGUUCUUCGAGCGCUACGAGUCGCACCCGCUGGUCCGACAGCUCGAGGGGGAGGGCCUGGUCAGCCUCCGCGGGGAGAAGUGGGCGCACCACCGCAAGGUCAUCACCCCCACCUUCCACAUGGAGAACCUCAAGGUACCCGCCGCCGCCCCUCCACGAUUCUCGCCGCCGCCGAUUAUAGUAAGGCCUCUCCUUAGGCGUUUUCUAAUCGAUGGAAUGGGCAGCUGUUGAUUCCGGUCAUCGGGCGGAGCGUGGUGGACAUGCUGGAGAAGUGGUCGGCCAUGUCGUCCACCGGCGAGGUCGAGGUGGACGUUUCGGAGUGGUUCCAGUCAGUCACCGAGGACGCCAUCACCCGCGCCGCCUUCGGCCAGAGCUACGACGAUGGCAAGGCAGUCUUCCGCCUCCAGGGCCAGCAGAUGGCCUUCGCCGCCGAGGCCUUCCGCAACAUCUUCAUCCCUGGCUACCGGUAAUGACCCCUCCUCCUUUCCUCACCGCCGGCCAACUCUCACCGCCGCCGCCGCCGGCGACGCUCAUUUCACCGCUGCCGCUGGAACUCCUUCGUCCAGGUUUCUGCCGACGAAGAGGAACACGAACACGUGGAAGCUGGACAAGGAAGUGAGGAGGUCCCUGCUGCGGCUUAUCGGCCUCCGCAGGGACAACGCCGCCGGCGGCGCAAUGACGGGGGACGGCAAGCCCGGCGGCGGCGCCAAGGACAUGCUCGGGCUCCUGAUGAACGCCAGCGCCGCCGCCUCCGCCAAGAAGACGGCGGCCUCGCCGGCGGCGGCGGCGGACCGCCGGGGGUCGCCGAGCCCGACGGUGAUCACGCUGCACGACAUCGUGGAGGAGUGCAAGACAUUCUUCUUCGCAGGGAAGCAGACCACGUCGAACCUGCUGACGUGGGCCACGGUGCUGCUGGCCAUGCACCCCGAGUGGCAGGACCUGGCGCGCCACGAAGUCCUCCGCCUCUGCGGCUCACGUGACAUCCCCACCCGCGACCACGUGGCCAAGCUCAAGACGGUAAGCUCACCCCCCCGCCGCCGCCGCCGCCUCCCACGACCGUCCUUUUCCCCGCCGUUGAUUUGCUUUGUCCUCUUCCUCCUCCCCGGGUUCAUGUUCUCCUUAAAAUGACCAAAAAACCCCUCAACCCUCCGCCGCCGAUCGCCAGUAUCUCCCCCAGUGCCUGGGAUAGAUCGGUCAUUCGGAGGGGACGUCGCUCACAGGCAAUAUGGUCCUUUACAGCACCGGCGCGCCACGCGUCGAUUAAUGCGGUGACCUCUGACGUUGUUCGUGGAUUCGGGCUUCUUGACAGCUAGGAAUGGUUCUCAACGAGACGUUGCGGCUGUACCCCCCUGCAGUAGCGACGAUACGGACGGCGAAGGUCGACGUGGAGCUGGGCGGGUGCCACGUGCCGCGCGGGACGGAGCUGAUGAUCCCGAUCCUGGCCGUCCACCACGACGCGAGGCUCUGGGGCCCCGACGUGGCCCAGUUCAACCCGGGCCGAUUCGCCGACGGGGUGGCUCGGGCGGCCCGCCACCCGACAGCCUUCAUCCCCUUCGGGCUGGGAGCCCGCACCUGCAUCGGCCAGAACCUGGCGCUCCUUGAGGCUAAGAUCACCCUCACCGUCCUCCUCCAACGCUACUCCUUCCGCCUCUCUCCCUCCUACGUCCACGCCCCGACCGUCCUCAUGCUCCUCUACCCGCAGUACGGCGCGCCGGUGAUCUUCCGGCCGCUGGCGGAGCACCACCGCCAGGUACCCGCGGCGGCGCCUCCGUGUUUCUCAUGA
Spirodela intermedia is the source of this 3213-nucleotide messenger RNA. Lineage: Eukaryota; Viridiplantae; Streptophyta; Magnoliopsida; Alismatales; Araceae. The record is from the annotation of a GenBank genome assembly.